AGGGUGACCCUGAGUGCUGAGACCCUGCGCGAUGCUGAGCAAGUUUCUGGGCCCACGCUACCGGGAACUGGCCAAGAACUGGAUCCCCACUGCCAGCAUGUGGGGUGCCGUGGGUGCCGUGGGGCUGGUGUGGGCCACAGACUGGCAUUUGAUCCUGGACUGGGUACCUUACAUCAAAGGCAAAUUUAAGAAGAAUGAUUAG
Messenger RNA from Arvicola amphibius (Eurasian water vole), 202 nucleotides. Its product is annotated as cytochrome b-c1 complex subunit 10-like. The transcript has a single exon. NCBI's taxonomy places the organism in Eukaryota, Metazoa, Chordata, Mammalia, Rodentia, Cricetidae. Bases 32 to 202 code for a protein of 56 amino acids. The record is from RefSeq and is a predicted model, not a curated record. Gene Ontology annotation, cellular component: mitochondrial inner membrane. Gene Ontology annotation, biological process: mitochondrial electron transport, ubiquinol to cytochrome c.